Molecule: messenger RNA, 1471 nt
Organism: Morus notabilis
Lineage: Eukaryota; Viridiplantae; Streptophyta; Magnoliopsida; Rosales; Moraceae
Product: UDP-glycosyltransferase 74B1
Exons: 2
Coding region: 72-1448 (458 amino acids)
Molecular function (GO): UDP-glycosyltransferase activity
Source: RefSeq, a predicted model, not a curated record
UAUAUAUCGAUAAAUCUCCUUUCAUCCAUUCACUUGAACUAAACAACAACUACCAAAAAAGAAAAAAAAAAAUGAAGAGCCAAAAACAAGGCCAUGUACUUGUUGUCACAUACCCAGCACAAGGCCACAUAAACCCACUCCUCCAAUUCGCCAAACGGUUGGCCUCCAAAGGCCUCAAGACAACUCUAGCCACCACUCCCUACACUCUGAAAUCUAUCACCACCACCACCACAACCUCUUUACAAAUCGAGCCCAUAUCGGACGGAUACGACGAAAGCGGAUUCUCACAAGCCCCGAGCCUGGAGGCCUACUUGGAGUCAUUCAGAGCCGUCGGAUCAAAGUCCUUGGAAGAUCUGAUAGUAAAGUCGAACAACACAACAUCGCCAGUAAACAGUGUCGUUUAUGACUCGCUGCUUCCUUGGGCUCUUGAUGUGGCCAGAGCACAUGGUGUUCUCUGUGCCGCUUUUAUGACCAACUCGGCUUCUUGUUGUUCCUUGUAUUGGCGUGUAGAUAGAGGUGGCUUGGAUUUGGAGAGAGAAAAAGGGUCAGUUUUGGUGGUGCCUGGUGUUCCUCCACUUGGGGUUAAUGAGAUGCCUAGUUUUCUUAAUGGGGAAAUUGCUCAAUCUCCUUAUUUAGCUUUGAUCAUGGAAAAGUUCAAGAGAUUAGAAGAAAAUGAUUGGGUUUUCUGCAACAGUUUUGAAGAAUUGGAGGGUGAGCUAGUGAAAGCCAUGCAAGGACUCUGGCCCCUACAAAUGGUGGGUCCAAUGGUGCCAUCAGCCUACCUAGACCAACAAAUAGAAGGAGACACAUCUUAUGGAGCCAGUCUAUGGAAGCUAACAAGCGACCAGCACAUGACAUGGUUGAGCACAAAACCACCAAACUCUGUCAUUUAUGUGUCGUUUGGAAGCAUGGCUGACAUUUCACACAAACAAGUUGAAGAAAUAGCAUGGGGUCUAAAAGCAAGUGAGAAGCAUUUCCUUUGGGUCAUAAAAGAGCCUAAGAACAAACUCCCAAAUGGGUUCUUGAAUUCACUAGGAGAGGCAGGAAUGGUGGUGACAUGGUGUGACCAGCUAGAGGUUCUGUCCCACCAAGCUGUCGGUUGCUUUGUGACGCACUGUGGAUGGAACUCGACGCUGGAGGGGCUGAGCCUCGGUGUCCCGAUGGUCGCAGUGCCGCAGUGGAGUGACCAGCCGAUGAAUUCCAAGUUUGUGGAGGAGGUGUGGGGGGUGGGAGUGAGAGCCGGGAGGAAUGAAGAAGGGAUUGUGGGGCGGGAAGCGAUUGCGAUGAGUGUGAGGGCAGUGAUGGAAGGAGAGAGAAGUGGAGAGAUAAGAAGGAAUGCAUUGAAAUGGAGAGUGGCUGCAAAGAAGGCUGUUAGUAUUGGUGGAAGCUCAGAUAGGAUUGUUGAUAGCUUUGUGGAGUUGCUGAAAGGGAAGAAAAAUGAAGGUUGAGGGCUGAGGUUUUGCUAGCCUUU